AUGAUGAAGUUCGCAGCACUCGCGUUGGUCGCUCUGAUGACUUCGCCCAUGUUGGCGGACGCUCAGCUUGGCAUGCAUUUGGCGAACAGAGCGGCCUUGGCGCCCGGUGCACUCUACGCCGCAAGACAGUUGGGAGUUCAAGGUAUGUGAGGCGCUGUUGGCCAUAAUCUCUUUGUUUCUUAUAUAUCAGUCAUUUUGCAUCCGGGAAGCAUCAAAAAAUGCAGCAAAACACCUCCCUCUCCAAGUAAAAAAACUGAUUGCAAAAGCGCGCCCGCUCUUUUUGUGAGGGAGCCUUCAAGACGGAGUCUUUUUUCAGUUGGAGAGGGAAGCAUUUUGCUACAUUUUUAUGCUUCCCGGAUGUAAUUGCACGUUUUUUGCCACUGGAUCAGCUCCGUCACUGUAGAAUAAUUUUUUCUAUGAGACACCGAGCUCCAGCUAUACAAAAACAACCAAGAUUUUUAUAUCGAAAGUUGAUGAAAAUGCGACACUUUUUGGCAAAUUUUGACACAAAAAGUUUCUUACAUACUUCCACCAUAGAGAGGAAUGUUUUCGCAAAACAAGUCGUGAAGCUCUCACGUCCAUUUUUUAGGACCGAUCAGUGGUAACUACCAGUCCAGCGUGAGCGCAAGCGGUCCCAGUGGAGGCUACGGUGGUCAGUACGGCUCCUCCUACAGCGGACAGGCCAGUGGUGGCGCGUACGGCGGACAAUACGGCGGACAGUACGGCGGCGGACCAUACGGCGGUGGCUCGUACAGUGGAAGCGCCUAUGGCGGACAAGGCGGAUACGGAGGACAGGGCGGAUACAGCGGACAGGGCGGAUUCAACGGACAGUAUGGAGGCGCAUUCGGUGGUCCACGCCUCAUCCCAGCCAACGGCGGCAGCAGCAUGAGUGUGCAGACGCCGCUGGGCACGGUGAACAGACAAGUCAGUUUCGGAGUGGGACGCUAA
Molecule: messenger RNA, 948 nt
Organism: Bursaphelenchus xylophilus (pine wood nematode)
Lineage: Eukaryota; Metazoa; Nematoda; Chromadorea; Rhabditida; Aphelenchoididae
Source: the annotation of a GenBank genome assembly